This is a messenger RNA of Zalophus californianus (California sea lion), 4022 nucleotides long. RefSeq names its product testis-specific Y-encoded protein 3-like. Gene Ontology annotation, molecular function: chromatin binding; histone binding. The record is from RefSeq and is a predicted model, not a curated record. Gene Ontology annotation, cellular component: chromatin; nucleus. Gene Ontology annotation, biological process: nucleosome assembly. The transcript has 8 exons. NCBI's taxonomy places the organism in Eukaryota, Metazoa, Chordata, Mammalia, Carnivora, Otariidae. Bases 1 to 1374 code for a protein of 457 amino acids.
AUGGCCGACGAGGCUGUGCGGGAAGGGGAGGAGCGAUGGGAGAGAGAGGAUGCCAUCCUGGUGGUGGAGCUGGUCCUAGUGGGGGCUGACCUGAGGUUGGUGCUGCAACUGGCCGUGUUGGAGGGGGAGGACGGAGAGGACGAGGAGGACACGGAGGAGGACACGGAGGAGGUAGACGAGGCUGACACGGAGGAGGAAGACGAGGCUAGGGAGGUUGAGGAGUCGGAGGAGGAGGGGGAGGGGGAUGAGGGCGACGAGGCUGUAGUGGCUGAGCAGGAGCAGGGGGAGGAGGAGGAGGAUGUGGACAGGGAGGAGGAGGGGGAGCCUGAGCAUGCUGAGAAGGAGGAGGCUGAGGAGGCUGAGCAGGAGCCAAGGGCGGAGGAGAAGCCCGAGGAAGAGGAGGAGGUGGAGGGGCCUGAAGAGGCUGAGCAAGAGGAGGGGGAGGAACAGGCUGAGGAGCAGGCUGUUGUGGAAGAGGCUGAGGUGGAGGAGGCUAAGGAGGAGCAUGUUGGAGAGGAGGUGGCUGAGGCAGAGGAGGCUGGGGAGUGCGAGGAGCCUGAGGAGGGAGAGGAGGCUCAAGAGGCUGAGGAGGAGGCUGAGCACGAGGACCAGAGGGAGGCGGGCCAGAAGGAGGAAGAAGGGGCGCAGGAGCUGCAGGAGAAGCAGAAAGGGGAAGAACAGCCAGAGGGGCGGCGGGGUCCGAUCCCGUCCCCGCUCGAGGCUCUAGAGGCCUUGCAGUCACAGCUGGAGCCCGAGAAUAAACAAGCCAGCAGGUCCUCCUCUCGGCUCAGACUGAGCUAUUGUCGGAGGCGGCAGCGUCACCUGGAACACCGAAGCGCCCUUAUCCGGGGCAUCCCUGGCUUCUGGGCCAAGGCUUUUGUGAACCACCCCCAGAUGUCAGCCGUGAUCAGUAAGGAAGAUGAAGGCCUCCUUGGCUACAUGACGGAUUUGAAGGUGGAGGAUCUCAGGUUUCCCCGUGAUUGCCGCCAGAUCCUGCUCUUCUUUCGCAAGAACCCCUACUUCCGGAAUGAAGUCGUUGUGAAGGAGUAUGUCCUCAGCGCUGCUGGGUACGGGCCUUCUCAUUCCACUCCCAUCCAGUGGCACCAGGAUUAUGAACAGGAGGCCUACAGUCGCAGGGACCACAACACCAGUCUUAACUUCUUCAACUGGUUCUCUGACCCCAGCUUUGCCAGCUCUAGCAGGAUAGCCGAGAUCAUCAUGGACGACCUGUGGCCCAACCCCCUGCAGUACUACAUGAGGAAGAAGGCCCCAGGAGAGGGAACCGAGAGGAGGACAGGCACGCCGAAAGCACUGGCCAGGGUGCACAGAUUAGUUGAAUACAUGGGUGGAGGAAAGGGAGCAUCAAGAAUUUGAGAUGAAUAUGAGGGAGCAUCGCACUUGACCGAAGCCAGUCCAGAAGCUUCAGAUGCUCAGGCCAGUUCCUCUGCGCAGGAAGUAACCGAAGACUGGUGCGGGGGCGAAACAUGGGGCAGAUUGAGGCCCCAGGAGCCCUGGAAAAACAUUGAAAGGUUGAUAAACAAGGUCAAGUGUGCUUUGUGUGUGUGCACGCGCGUGUGCGCUGGCGCUCGGGUGUGCGCGCUCCCCUUUGGGGAUGGGGGUCGGGGGAGGGCCUGAGCACAUCGGCCUCAUGUGGGUGUUUGACUUCUCUGCCUGGGCAUUGCCGGCCCGUGGAAUGGCUCGGCCUGUAUGCUUGCCCAGAGGGCUAGGUCACACAUGCGUGGGGACUGCAUCCCAGGGGGCAGAGGUCCUUCCCCUGGAGGUGCGGGGGUGCUGGGCAGGGAGCGGAAAUGAGACCAAGGCCCGCUCCCUGGGGCUCAUCUCUUCCCUGGAGAAAUGAGGACGUUCAAGGAAAGGGAGCGACGAGCCAGGGCCAAUGUGUGUAGGACCCAGGUUCAGUGGAUGGAGAUGACAGUCGUCCAGGGAUGCUCCCUGGUGGGUGACCUCAGACACAUCCACUGCAAACGCCACGGGGGAGGCGGGGGGAGAACCCAAGGUUCAUUACUCAGUUGAGCGGGCGCUGGAGCUCUUCCUGGGCCUAGGAAUGCGCACAGGCUCUUGCUGACACGGUCAGCCUCUCAGAAGCAGCAACGAUGAUAGUGAGUGUGGGUCAGGCCUGAUGGCGGGACGGUGGGAGAGGGGACAGAGUGAGGUGGGAAGGUAGGAAGGAUGGCACUCUCAGUCGGGCACAGGAGCCAGGGCGAGCGUCUAAUCUGUGGGGAAAGACACGCAUACACACACACACACACGCACAGAUGCACACUCAGGGGCACAAUCACUCACCCCCCAUACAGACACACUCUUUCAGGCACUCCCACACACUGACACCCACACUCACUCUCACUCACCGCCCCACCCACACUCCUUCACUGACCCACAUCCCCUGACAUACGCCCACUCGGUCCCUCACUCAGGCACACACUCACUCAGGCCCCUCCCCCACAGGCUCCUUCACUCACAUGUCCUGACACUCACACACUGACGCACCCAUGCUCCCCCAGAAGCCCUAGGCCCCUGUUUCCCUAGGGCCCUCGUUUGGGGUCCGCCAGAGUGCAGACAGUCAGAGGGGAGGGGCGGGGGUAGCACGAUUGGUAAGUGCAAGGGACGGGCCACUCACCCGUGUGCUCUCUGUCCCAUGAUGACUCUGGGGCUGAUAUCCCUUAGCCUUCUGUGCGUAGGUCCAUGGAAAGACCUGGAGCAUACAGAGCAGCUGUCUAACGCCACACCCAGGAGGCGGUGAGGUGAGCCACUGGGGUGGUCUUCCCCCAAGCGGACGUCUGCUUUCCUGAGAUGCCUCUGCCUGGGGAAGCUGGCAGACGACCGAGUCCGCUGCCAGUAGAGUGGGGAGAUGUGAGCGUUUGCCCCACGAGGCUCUUCUCCAUCCCCAGCUAAAGUGGCUGCAAGGACAGCAGCCCUGAGGGUGACGGACGAUACUAACAUUCCUGCCCCCCACCGCGCCGCACCCUGUGAAGCUCCCCUCUCCACAACUUCCGGGAAGUACGGCGGCUCUUUCCCAGAGGAGGGUUUGGCAGUCAAACAGCACGGAUGCUGCUUGUCCCUUUCAGUAUGCAGGACAGAUCGCCUAUCCAGCGUCAGGUUGUGGAUUUGAUGAUCUGUAGGACCUAGCCUUGCCCCUUCCAGGGUGGGAAGAGGCGCCUGAGGCUCUAGGACGGAAGGCUUGGCUCUCUCAGACUACGGGGAGACUGGCCUUCUCAGCUUCUUGGUCUGUAAAUGCCGGGGUACCCGCCAGCUGGCCAUUGGCUCCGCUUGUGCAGGUCAGAUGAAAGUGUGACCUCAGAAUCCGCAGCGGGACCAGGAUAGCUCCCAUGUUGGCGCACGGUCUGAGGGUUGUCCUAGGCUGGGCCGUUUUGGUGGACCGCAGGGUGUUCCUCUACACUUGUGCGGUUUGCUCGGGUGUUGCUGAGGACGUAAAGAUUGGGGGGAGAGUUGGGCAUAGGGGCCCCCACCUCUCAGCAUCUCUGGCCAGCGCUCGGGCAACGGCGUGACGUUGAGGCCCGGCCCGGAGAGAAGGGUGAGGCGGGGGUGGGGGGCGGAGGCUUUGGGAGAUCAGGGAGCCCCAGAUGUCAGGAGUCAAUUGGAUGCUGAGGGCGUCAGGGCCAGGGUCCCCAACAGGAAAGCGGGGAGCCGGGACAGCUCAGACAAAACUGUGCUGGCGUCCCGUUUGACCGCUUGGAUAAGACCAUGAGAGCAUCCUGUCUAGCAGGCUCUGCAGGGGUGACCUUUCCAGCACGACCCAAAACCAAGCCACUAACCAUGACACAUCCGUCGCUGUCACGAGCUGAGGCACUUAGUCUCGAGAUGUCGGCCCACAAGACCCAUCAUCACGGUAGACGGGGGCGUGAUCCAAGCCCUGAUUGGCAACACUUUGGCAACAAAUCCACAGGCGGUCCACACUCAAGGUCCUGGAAAGAGCUUAUAAGAAACCCUAAGUCUGAACGGGAACCCAGCAGCCUUCUCAGGGACUUUUGUACUCUGGCUCAAUA